Molecule: messenger RNA, 1716 nt
Organism: Cantharellus anzutake
Lineage: Eukaryota; Fungi; Basidiomycota; Agaricomycetes; Cantharellales; Hydnaceae
Exons: 4
Coding region: 185-1645 (486 amino acids)
Source: RefSeq, a predicted model, not a curated record
ACAGGAGCUGAAAAAAUAGCUUUCCGUCAAAGGAUAAAGGCAAUUGAGUUCCCUGAUCCUGAAUGCGACGAGGCACUGGAGGGAAACGGCCCCGUGCAGAUUCUCGACCCUGAGGACAGGAUAUCCAAAUACUGGCAGGACGAUCCCGAGAAAAGGCAUCUCCAUCUCAUCGUCCAAGUGCCGCAUGACGGAAAGAGGAAGCGUGAGGAUCCGGGUAGGUCUUUGUGACUUUGUAUUUUAUGGCCAAACUCCUCGCUUGUCUGCAGUCGAUAUUUCAAUGGAGCUGUACGAGAAAUGGAACGUUUCACUCCCAAUCACUCCGAACGUUACCGAUUUGAGUAUCUAUCUGGAAGCACCUCUUGGGCCCGAAGAAAAAAUUCCGAUUUCCGAUCUGCAAUGGCGGAGCCUCCUGCACACAAAUCCAAACAGUCCUGAGCUUCUUUGCUCUUCAAAAGACCUUGAGACGCUCUUCAUCAAGAAUGAGGACGAGAUGGCUAGCUUCAUCUGGCCCGUAGUACAGGGUGCAAUUCUCUGGACUCCACCGAACUCAUCUGGUACUGAAGAUUCCUUCCAUGCAUUCUGGGACAACAACAUCCUACACAUUCUCACGACCUGUCUUGGCAAUCCCCAGUGGAUCCGCAACAGCAUCCGUGGCACGAAUACUGGGUCUUUCCGACCUGAUCUUGGUCUCCUUUUGCAGUUGGCCUGCUUAUUCCGGGGGGAGGAGAAAUGUCCAUUGUUUUCUGGAACACAUCCUCGUGAGGAGCUCGCCGACAAGACUCGAUGGGCCUAUGGCCCUGCUCAGUAUGUGCUCGGCUACUACGCAAUUGGUGUUGAUAUCACGCUUGUGGCUAUCCGACCCGGCACAGACGCACAGGGAGAUGAACAAAUUAUUGUAGAAGACAUUCAAAACACAAAUCUGUCAACAAGGCGGGGACGUAUUGGAAAUGCGGUAACGUUGAUCAGACUGGUCAAGGUUCUCCGAGCAUUAGAACGUACUGUAAAAAAAGAUGUGGAUUCUGAUAUGUUCACAUUGGAACGUGAUGAUGGAAAAUCUCUUGAAUUUUUCAAGCACAAGAUACGGAAGAUUUAUCGCGUAGAAGAUAAACUCAAGGUUUCCUUUCUUGAAUCUAUCUACAAAAAACUCAAAGCAAAAGGCGUGCCAAAUGUCGACACAGUUAGGAAAAUUGAAAUGUCCCAUCCAGAACAUGGUUGCUUUGUUGAACUUGCGCCUCGAGGCGACUCCAGCGGUCCACAGUCUGCUGAGGAUGUUAAAAAUGCGGUCAUCUGUGUCCUCAAGGCCCUCCAGGUAUCACACGCUGUGCCACCGGUGUUUCAUCGAGAUAUUCGUUGGCCAAAUGUCAUGAAAAGCCUUACCGAUCCCAAGCAAUGGUUCCUCAUCGACUGGGAAGAUGCUGCCAUCCCUCCAACGAAAGCAGCCCCCAAUUUGGAUUCUGAAACACAUGCACCACAAGUAUUUAAGGAUGGCCAUGGCGCAGAGGUUGACCUUUGGGGUGUUGGGAACCUCAUUACUAGAGCUGGUGUGCCUGGUCUCCCUGAAAACCUCCGUUCUCUUGGAUGGAAGUUUGUAGAGGGUUCUGUUUUGUCAGCUGAGCAAGGACUUAGAGAAAUAACAUCACUGUGAUAUCCAAAUUGUGUAACAUAUCAACUACAUGUGCAGAGAUAGUGCAAAUUCAAGUGCCUUUCUUACUUUAA